This is a messenger RNA of Diospyros lotus (date-plum), 1727 nucleotides long. RefSeq names its product pyruvate dehydrogenase E1 component subunit alpha-3, chloroplastic-like. NCBI's taxonomy places the organism in Eukaryota, Viridiplantae, Streptophyta, Magnoliopsida, Ericales, Ebenaceae. Gene Ontology annotation, cellular component: intracellular membrane-bounded organelle. Gene Ontology annotation, biological process: pyruvate decarboxylation to acetyl-CoA. Gene Ontology annotation, molecular function: pyruvate dehydrogenase (acetyl-transferring) activity. The record is from RefSeq and is a predicted model, not a curated record.
UGAGUCAAAAAUUUCAUGCAAAGCUGCAGUAAGGGAGGAGCUUGGUUUGGCACAUCAUAUUUUCCUUGUUGCUGCGACGGUCAUUCCUGUGCACCUCUGCCUUGUUUCCUCCGCCCGCUACGCUUUUUUUAUACCCCUCUCUCUUUCUCUCUCUCGUUCAUUGCCACAGCACAGACAAGACAUCUCCCGAUCCAUUUUCUCUUUGAGACACUUGUGUGCAGCAAUGGCCUCCUCGCCUUACUCUUCUACAAUCACCACAAAUAAUCUCAUUCGCUCUUCUCACAAGUAUAACCCUGCUAUUAUACCCACCCCAUCAUUCCUCGGAUCCAUCCGUAAACUUGUUCCUCUUCCCACCAAAGCAUUAUCAUCAAUUUCUGCCGCUUCAGUUGCCCAUCAAUCCUCCUCCAUCGUUGCCAUCUCCGAUGUCGUCAAGGAAAAGAAGAAAAUCAAAUCCACCUCCGAUCUGCAGCUUAUCACGAAAGACGAAGGGUUGGAGUUAUACGAGGACAUGGUGCUGGGCAGAGUUUUCGAAGACAUGUGCGCCCAAAUGUACUACAGAGGCAAAAUGUUUGGCUUCGUUCAUCUCUACAAUGGCCAAGAAGCUGUGUCCACAGGCUUCAUCAAGCUCUUAACCAAGCAAGAUUAUGUCGUGAGCACCUAUCGCGAUCACGUUCAUGCCCUCAGUAAAGGCGUCCCUGCUCGCCAAGUCAUGAGCGAGCUCUUUGGCAAGACCACCGGCUGCUGCCGCGGCCAGGGUGGCUCUAUGCACAUGUUCUCCAAAGAUUAUAAUGUUUUGGGUGGGUUUGCCUUCAUCGGCGAGGGAAUUCCCGUCUCAACUGGCGCUGCAUUCACUUCCAAGUACCGGAGGGAGGUGCUGAAAGAGGCAGGAUCCGAUCAGGUGACCUUGGCCUUCUUUGGGGAUGGCACUUGUAACAAUGGCCAGUUCUUCGAGUGUUUGAACAUGGCGGCGUUGUGGAAACUGCCAAUUGUGUUUGUGGUUGAGAACAAUUUGUGGGCAAUUGGGAUGUCACAUUUGAGGGCAACUUCUGAUCCUGAGAUUUGGAAGAAGGGCCCUGCUUUUGGAAUGCCGGGAGUGCAUGUGGAUGGAAUGGAUGUCUUGAAGGUGAGAGAGGUCGCUAAGGAGGCCAUUGAAAGAGCGAGGAGAGAAGGACCAACCUUGGUCGAAUGUGAGACCUAUAGGUUUAGGGGGCACUCGGUGGCUGAUCCUGAUGAGCUUCGUGACCCUGCUGAGAAGGCUCACUACGUCACGAGGGAUCCCAUCACAGCCUUGAAGAAGUACAUGAUUGAGAACAAGCUUGUAGAUGAAGCUGAGUUAAAAGCCAUCGAUAGAAAGAUUGAUGAGAUAAUGGAAGAUGCGGUGGAAUUCGCAGAUGCAAGCCCUCGUCCUCCCAGAAGCCAGCUUUUGGAGAACGUCUUUGCGGAUCCGAAAGGCUUUGGCAUCAGUCCUAACGGCAGGUACAGAUGCGAGGAUCCCAAAUUCACAGAAGGCACAGCUCAUGUCUAAAUAUCUAUCCAAACGUCUUUCAUUCUUUCUUGUGGCUUCUCUCUCUCUCUCUCUUUCUGUUGAAUAAUCAAUGGGGCUGCUCUAUUCAGAUUUUUCCUUCUUGCCUGUAGCUUCAUUUAUCUCCACAAUAUGCCUGUACUGUUGUCUACUGUUCAGAAUUAUACAUACAAAGUGAUUGCAACUAGUCAUCUCAUUUGAAAUC